CACUUUCUGGUUAAGUCUGCAUCACACUCUUCCACCAAUGGAAAAAAUUGAACAUGAUGAGGGUGUGUAGCUAGCAGACAAAAAUAUAUCCAGCAUUGCACAGGAUCUGUUUUUAGCUCUUAACGGCUGAGUCUUUGAGUGUUAGAUGCUUUUCCUGCCUGACCGUGGGGCAGAGAGAAGAGAGAGUUCAGGGAUGUGCAUAGAGACCUUGACUUCGUGAAACUGUUUCUGCUCAUUUAAGCGAGUCUGAGGAAAACUGGCUACAUCCAGAGUUUUGGCAAAGUUGGUCCAUCUGGGCAGCUGGCUGAAGGCCGGAGACAAAGCAGUGCUGGAGGAUUUUAGUUCCCUUUGCUGUAAACUCUACACUCCCUGGAAGAGGAGACUUUGGGAGCCUGACACGUCCACUCAAGGCAAGCUGAAGGCAAAUGAAGAAAGGGUCACUUCAUGGACUCACUUCCCACCCUUGUUAACCAUGCUGCCUUACUCCCAGGGCCACGUAAAGCCGACUGACUUUUAAUCUCCCUCAGAGCACAAACUCGACUGCAGGGUAAAAUGGGGAACUCCGAGAGUCAGUACACCUUUCAAGGAUCUAAAAAUCAUAGCAAUACUAUUCUCGGUGCGAAGCAAAAGCCUUGCUCCCUGAAAAUACGGAGCAUUCAUGCAAAAGAUGACAAGUCGUUGCACGGAUGGGGCCACGGAAGCAGCGGAGCGGGUUACAAGUCCAGGUCGCUGGCCCGGAGCUGCCUUUCUCACUUUAAGAGCAACCAGCCUUACGCCUCGAGACUGGGAGGACCCACCUGCAAGGUGUCCAAAGGCCAUGCCUACUCCAAGCACAGGACCAGUGGCUCAGGGAGUGAUAGCCAGGGAAGCCACGCUGCCUUCUCGCCCGAGAACGGAUUCCACUGUGUUGCCCACGAGCGGGCAGAAAACCACCCGGCCUCCAAGGACUGCAAUGGACACCUUCUCAACUGCUAUGGGAGAAGCGAGAGCCUGGCCUCCACCCCGCCGGGCGAGGACCGGAAGAGCCCCAGGGUGCUCAUCAAGACGCUGGGGAAGCUGGACGGGCGCCUCCGGGUGGAGUUCCACAGCGGCGGCGGCCCCAGCACGGUGCCCCCGGAGGCCGCGGGCGGGCCGGUGCGGCUGCUGCGGUACUCGCCCGCCCUGGGCCCGGGGGCCCACUCGCCGCCCAGCCCGCGCCUGUCCCCGCCCGGCUCGCGCCCGCGCUCCAGCAAGGGCAGCUCUCUGAGCUCCGAGUCGUCCUGGUACGACUCGCCCUGGGGCCACGCGGGCGAGGGCAGCGAGGCCGAGGGCCCCUUCCCCGCCCCCAGCUCGCCCGACCCCAGCCUCCACGCCGGCUUCCCUCCCACGCCCGCCCCGAAGCCCUUCAACCAAAGCUCGUCCCUGUCCUCGCUCCGGGAACUCGACCCAGAUGCCCCCCUGGGGAGUCUGCCCCCCUCCGGGAUCCGACUGUCCGAUGAGUACAUUGGCACCUCUGCCAACCUCAGCCAUCGCGUCUCCUUCGCCUCCGAUAUCGAUGUGCCAUCCAGAGUGGGGCACAGGGACCCCGGCCAGUACGCAUCCUUCACACUCCCCUGCAGAAAGUCCAAAGCCUUGACAGAGGACACUUCGAAGAAGGACACCCUGAAAGCCAGAAUGCGUCGCAUCAGUGACUGGACGGGAAGCCUCUCCCGAAAGAAAAGGAAGCUGCAGGAGCCGAGGUCCAAGGAGGGCAGUGACUACUUUGACAGCCGCUCAGAUGGACUGAAUGCGGACGUGCAGGGGCCCUUCCAGGCGUCUGCCUCCCUGUGGUCAGGGAGCUCAGCUCAGCUCCUGUCCCAGAGGAGCGAAUCAGCUCAUGCGAUUGGCAGCGAUCCCCUCCGACAGAACAUUUAUGAAAACUUCAUGCGCGAGUUGGAAAUUAGCAGGACCAACACGGAGAACGUAGAAACGUCUACAGAAACUGCUGAGUCCAGCAGCGAGUCCCUCAGCUCUUUGGAGCAACUGGACCUGCUCUUUGAAAAGGAGCAAGGGGUGGUCCGGAAAGCUGGGUGGCUCUUCUUCAAACCCCUUGUCACUUUGCAGAAGGAAAGGAAGCUGGAGCUGGUGGCUCGGAGGAAGUGGAGACAGUACUGGGUGACACUUAAAGGGUGCACCCUGCUAUUCUACGAGACCUACGGGAAGAAUUCUCUGGAUCAGAGCAGUGUGCCCCGCUGCGCCCUGUUUGCGGAGGACAGCAUCGUGCAGUCCGUCCCAGAACACCCCAAGAAGGAAAACGUGUUUUGCCUGAGCAACUCCUUCGCAGACGUCUACCUUUUCCAGGCUACAAGCCAGACAGAUCUGGAAAACUGGGUCACUGCCAUACAUUCGGCAUGUGCAUCCCUUUUUGCAAAGAAGCAUGGCAAAGAGGACACAGUUCGGCUACUGAAGAACCAGACCAAAAACCUUGCUCAAAAGAUAGACAUGGACAGCAAGAUGAAAAAGAUGGCGGAAUUACAGCUGUCCGUGGUGAGCGACCCAAAGAACAGGAAAGCCAUAGAAAACCAGAUCCAGCAGUGGGAGCAGAACCUGGAGAAAUUUCACAUGGAUCUAUUCAGGAUGCGCUGCUAUCUGGCCAGCCUGCAAGGCGGCGAGUUGCCGAACCCCAAGAGCCUGCUCGCUGCCACCAGUCGCCCCUCCAAGCUGGCCCUGGGCAGGCUGGGCGUCUUGUCAGUUUCCUCUUUUCAUGCUCUGGUGUGCUCUCGAGAUGACUCUGCCCUCCGGAAGAGAACACUCUCGCUGACCCAGCGAGGGAGGAACAAGAAAGGCAUAUUUUCCUCGUUGAAAGGGCUGGACACGCUGGCGAGAAAAGGGAAGGAGAAAAGACCUUCUAUAAGUCAGAUAUUUGAUUCAAGUGACAGCCAUGGAUUUUCUGGAACUCAGCUACCUCAAAACGCCAAUAACUCCAGUGAGGUUGAUGAGCUCCUGCACAUAAAUGGUUCCGCAGUAGAUGGCGUUCCCCGAGACAACACGUGGGAAAUCCAGGCUUACAUUCACUUUCAGGAUAAUCAAAGCGUUACUGUAACCAUCAAGCCAGAACACAGAGUAGAAGAUAUUUUGACUCUGGCAUGCAAGAUGCGGCAGUUGGAACCCAGCCACUAUGGCCUACAACUUCGAAAAGUCGUCGAUGAAAACAUUGAGUACUCUAUCCCGGCCCCAUCCGAGUACAUGCAGGACCAGGUUUAUGAUGAAAUAGAAGUCUUUCCGUUAAAUAUUUAUGACGUGCAGCUCACGAAGACGGGGACUGUGUCUGAUUUUGGGUUUGCAGUGACCGCACAGGUGGACGAGCACCAGCGUCUCAGCAGGAUAUUUAUCAGUGACGUUCUCCCUGAUGGCUUGGCAUAUGGGGAAGGGCUGAGAAAGGGCAAUGAAAUCAUGACCUUAAAUGGGGAAGCUGUGUCUGAUCUUGAUCUGAAGCAGAUGGAGGCCCUGUUUUCGGAGAAGCGUGUUGGGCUGACUCUCAUUGCCCGGCCGCCUGACACGAAAGGAACCCUGUGUACUUCCUGGUCAGACAGUGACCUGUUCUCAAGGGACCAGAAGAGUCCACUGCCUCCUCCUAACCAGUCCCAGCUUCUGGAGGAAUUCCUGGAUAACUUCAAAAAGAACACGGCAAAUGAUUUCAGCAACGUCCCUGACAUCACAACUGGCCUGAAAAGGAGUCAGACAGAUGGCACACUGGAUCAGGUUCCCCACAGGGAGAAAAUGGAGCAGACGUUCAGGAGUGCUGAGCAGAUUGCUGCGCUGUGUGGGAGUUUUCACGACACUCCAGCCAGCGGCAUGGAAGGACUGAGGGAGAGCCGGGACCCCCCACCAAGGCCGCUGGCCCGCCACCUCUCGGAUGCAGAUCGCCUCCGAAAAGUCAUCCAGGAGCUUGUGGACACGGAGAAGUCCUAUGUGAAGGAUCUGAGCUGCCUGUUUGAAUUAUACUUGGAGCCACUUCAGAAUGAGACCUUUCUCACUCAAGAUGAGAUGGAGUCGCUUUUUGGAAGUUUGCCAGAGAUGCUCGAAUUUCAAAAGGUGUUUCUGGAGACUCUGGAAGAUGGGAUUUCAGCAUCAUCCGACUUUAACCUACUUGAAACCCCCUCGCAGUUUAGAAAAUUGCUGUUCUCCCUCGGAGGCUCUUUCCUUUAUUAUGCGGACCACUUCAAACUGUACAGCGGAUUCUGUGCCAAUCAUAUUAAAGUACAGAAGGUUCUAGAGCGAGCUAAAACUGACAAAGCCUUCAAGGCUUUCCUGGAUGCCCGGAACCCCACCAAGCAGCACUCCUCCACGCUGGAGUCGUACCUCAUCAAGCCCGUUCAGAGGGUGCUUAAGUACCCACUGCUGCUCAAGGAGCUCGUGUCGCUGACAGACCAGGACAGCGAGGAGCACUAUCAUCUGACAGAAGCACUAAAGGCAAUGGAAAAAGUAGCAAGCCAUAUCAACGAGAUGCAGAAGAUAUAUGAGGACUACGGGACUGUGUUUGACCAGCUUGUCGCAGAGCAGAGUGGGACGGAGAAGGAGGUGACAGAACUUUCAAUGGGGGAACUUCUGAUGCAUUCGACAGUUUCCUGGUUGAAUCCGUUUCUGUCUCUAGGAAAAGCCAGAAAGGACCUCGAGCUCACAGUGUUUGUUUUUAAGAGAGCUGUCAUACUGGUUUAUAAAGAAAACUGCAAACUGAAAAAGAAAUUGCCCUCGAAUUCCCGGCCACCUCACAGCUCUGCUGACUUGGACCCAUUUAAAUUCCGCUGGCUGGUCCCCAUAUCCGCACUUCAAGUCAGACUGGGGAAUACAGCAGGCUCCGAAAAUAAUUCCCUGUGGGAGCUGAUCCACACGAAGUCAGAAAUAGAAGGACGGCCAGAAACCAUCUUUCAGUUGUGCUGCAGUGACAGCGAAAGCAAAACCAACAUUGUCAAGGUGAUCCGAUCUAUUCUGAGGGAAAACUUCAGGCGUCACAUAAAGUGUGAAUUACCCCUGGAGAAAACGUGUAAGGACCGCCUGGUCCCGAUGAAGAACCGCGUGCCUGUUUCAGCCAAAUUAGCUUCAUCCAGGUCCUUAAAAGUCCUCAAGAAUUCCUCCAGCAGCGAGUGGCCCAGCGAGCCGGGCAAGGGCAGCUCGCUGGGCUCCGACGAGUGCAGCCUGAGCAGCAGCACCCAGGACAGCGGCUGCCACGCGGCCGGGGGCCAGCAGGACGCCCAGAAGCACCCCCCGACAGGCGUGACAGACUUUUCAGAGGGUCUCAUCAAAGAGAGCGACAUUCUGAGCGACGAAGAGGACGACUGCCACCAGACUCGGGAACAGGGCAGCCCUACCAAAGACAUCGAGAUUCAGUUUGAGAGACUAAGGAUCUCCGAGGACCCGGAUGCCCAUCUGGCUGAGCCGCAGCCUGGCACGGACAGCCAGCCGGGAAGGGGGCAGCAGCCCAAAUUGGUCCGGGGGCACUUCUGCGCCAUUAAACGGAAAGCAAACAGCACCAAGAGGGAGAGGGGGACCCUGCUAAAGGCGCAGAUUCGUCACCAGUCCCUUGACAGUCAGUCUGAAAACGCCAACCUCGAUCUCAAUUCUGUUCUUGAGCGAGAAUUCAGCGUCCAGAGUUUAACGUCGGUGGUCAACGAGGAGUGUUUUUAUGACACAGAGAGCCACGGGAAGUCAUAGUACAGUCUCAAUCCAGAUGUGGACCGAACUGCUCGUUUUAUUUUUAAACUGGUGGUAAAGUGGAAAUUGCAGAAAAACUAUUCCUUAUUGGGUUUUGUGCAGUAUACAUUUUCCCACAAGAUAGUUGUAAAGAUUUAAGUUAUUUUAAUUUAUUGUGGAUCAGAAAACUAGAUGAAACUGGUCAGAAUCUGUAAAUUACUUAGGUUUAUAUUCCUUUUGAGCAGGUAUCAAAAUGACUUAGAAUCAUUAAAACUGCAUUCUAAUUAUUUUAAUUUAUAUGGAAAAAGUAAGGUGGGGAAGUUGUGAUGAAUAGCUUUUAAAAAAAGUCAUUUUUUUCCAGUCCUCUGGGCAUUUUCUUUGUUAGUUUUUGCUUUAUUUAAAGCAUAUUUAUUUUAAUGUGGGUUAGGGGCACAAUGUGCAGAUAUUUCGUUUUUGUAAUAGAUGCUGUUUUUACUAAACAUGUCCUAUCUAUGCAGUAUACAUUAAAAGAAAGCUUGUACUGUAA
Molecule: messenger RNA, 6175 nt
Organism: Hipposideros armiger (great roundleaf bat)
Lineage: Eukaryota; Metazoa; Chordata; Mammalia; Chiroptera; Hipposideridae
Gene: TIAM2
Product: TIAM Rac1 associated GEF 2
Exons: 28
Coding region: 553-5670 (1705 amino acids)
Biological process (GO): small GTPase-mediated signal transduction; activation of GTPase activity
Molecular function (GO): protein binding; guanyl-nucleotide exchange factor activity
Source: RefSeq, a predicted model, not a curated record